Molecule: messenger RNA, 726 nt
Organism: Peronospora matthiolae
Lineage: Eukaryota; Oomycota; Peronosporomycetes; Peronosporales; Peronosporaceae
Source: the annotation of a GenBank genome assembly
AUGCGUAUGCAUCCUAAGUUUUACGUUGGGCGUCUCCCCCCGAACUAUCAGUACGAGCCCGUUUCGAGAGGCGAACAACACCUCCGCGGUCGAGAGCCGAGACCAUCUUCGAGUGGUCCCGUUUCAACGAGCCAGUCUGGUCGACUUUCGAAGCGACCUGCCCAAGCAGUUGAGCGAUGUCCUGACGAGCUGCAGUCAGCUCGUCGCAAAGAGAACGAGUCGAACCUUCGUUCUCAAGUUGUGCGAGCGAAAACGCGGCACGAUCGUCCGAACGAUCGUGCGCCAAUGAAUUGUAAUUAUCCUUUACAAGAUCAUGGAGCUAGUAACGCCGAGUCCGUUCAUGAGCCGGGUCAUCGUGUAACUGUUCCGUUAUACGGUUCAGCUCCUGAACAUCAAAAAGAUUCGACCCUCGAGCCGGAUCAGGUGGUCCCGCCACCACCACAUCCUUUGGUGGAUUCAGCCGGUGAUCAACGCUUUCUAGUGAGGCGUAUUUUGAACCACCGCGACGUGAAUGGCGUCAGGACGAGUUACCUCGUCCGCUGGCGUGGCUAUCCACCGGCCUGGGACAGGUGGGUUGAUGUCCUGGGUCUCGUCAAGCAAUAUGACGAGACCGACCCGCUGCGUUCGAAGAAUGGCCGUAAACAAGACCUCCCCGAACGCGAGUACAGGGAUUGCAAAGUGUCAUUUCUUUCGGCCAUCUCAGAAGAGAUGCGCUCCCUCCAGUAG